Messenger RNA from Letharia lupina, 618 nucleotides. RefSeq lists its product as uncharacterized. The record is from RefSeq and is a predicted model, not a curated record. Gene Ontology annotation, cellular component: RNA polymerase III complex. The transcript is spliced from 6 exons. Gene Ontology annotation, biological process: transcription initiation at RNA polymerase III promoter; DNA-templated transcription. Lineage: Eukaryota; Fungi; Ascomycota; Lecanoromycetes; Lecanorales; Parmeliaceae. Bases 1 to 618 code for a protein of 205 amino acids.
AUGUUCAUCCUGACUACACUAAGUGAUUUGGUCCAAAUAUCUCCAGAGGAUGUGGAGAAGCCCAGUGGAGAAAGUAUUCAAGACAACAUCAAUGUCAAAUAUGCCAACAAAGUAAUUCAAAAAAUCGGGCUCUGCAUAUGCGUUUACGAUAUAUUGAACGCCUCCGACGGUCUGAUUGGCCAUGGUACUGGCAUUGUGAAUGUCAAUGUCGAAUUCCGUCUUAUCGUCUUCCGUCCUUUCAAGGGAGAGAUUCUUCUCGCACAGAUCAGUGGCGCUUCUGAAUAUGGCAUGAAAAUACGGCUGGACUUCUUUGACGACAUAUUUGUCCCUCCGAACUUGAUGUUCCCCAAAAGCUUUUUCAACGUGCAAGAGCAAGUUUGGACUUGGGUAAAUGAUGGCGACGAAUACUUUUACGACAAGAACGAGUGGGUUCGAGUGCGUGUGGAGGACGAGCAAUGGAACGACAUAUCUCCUUCACCUCCUUCCGAGCGAGGUAGUGAGUCGACAACGGAGCGGAAGAGCCCUUAUAGCAUCACAGUAAGUCCACUGCCGCUUUGGAAGCAGGAUGUGCUCAACGAUGUAGGCUUCGAUGUCGCAGUCCGGACUUGGGCCGGUUGA